Messenger RNA from Priapulus caudatus, 2326 nucleotides. RefSeq lists its product as uncharacterized. Lineage: Eukaryota; Metazoa; Priapulida; Priapulimorpha; Priapulimorphida; Priapulidae. Gene Ontology annotation, biological process: regulation of DNA-templated transcription. Gene Ontology annotation, cellular component: nucleus. Gene Ontology annotation, molecular function: ATP binding; DNA-binding transcription factor activity, RNA polymerase II-specific; RNA polymerase II cis-regulatory region sequence-specific DNA binding. The transcript has 7 exons. The coding region runs from base 149 to 2326 and encodes 725 amino acids. The record is from RefSeq and is a predicted model, not a curated record.
GCUGCCAGCAGCAACGGCAGCAACACACGUGCUGCGUUCACCUCCCAGUAUCACACACACACACACACACUCACACACUCUCUCAGCGUAUUCACGCACUGAGCAGCGGCGCUACCCACCGCACACACACACACAGACGGACGUGACGAUGCCUCUACGUGGGAUGACGUCGGCCGGGUCGCCGCUCCUAUACAGCGGGAUGGCCGACGCGUUCGGCGGCACAGCGGAGACGUGUGUGUCGUCGGUGCUGAGCGAGCACGCGGGGGAGCUCGUACGCACGGGCAGUCCGAACUUCGUCUGCUCCGUGCUGCCGUCGCACUGGCGCUCGAACAAGACGCUGCCGGUCGCCUUCAAGGUAGUGGCGCUGGGCGACGUCGCCGACGGCACGCGCGUCACCAUCAAGGCCGGCAACGACGAGAACUACUGCGCCGAGCUGCGCAACGCGACGGCGACGAUCAGCAACCAGGUGGCGAAAUUCAACGACCUGCGCUUCGUCGGACGGUCGGGUCGCGGUAAAAGCUUCAACCUGACCAUCAUAGUUGGAACAUGUCCGCCGCAGGUUGCAACUUAUCACAAGGCUAUCAAGGUGACCGUGGACGGGCCGAGGGAACCCCGUAGCAAACAACGCUUUCCCGAUAUCAAGCUGAUGUCAUGCGAUGACAGGGCCACUCGCCGCCGCCAUUCCAGCGAGGGACGGUUCGACCACAUGCACUGCCUCCAACGGGAGAACGCGGAACUACGGAAGAGUCCACGCCGGCUAUUAGAGAGUCUGGAUGGCGGGCAGCGUCGCACGGGCCCCUGGUCGGACACCCCCGCCCAGCAGUCUGCCUACCGGCUGCCGAUGUCAUUCCGCAUGAAUGCAGCACCCUACUCCGCUGGUGCGCCUCACCCCGCGCCGCAGCCUCCGCUACACGAGGAGGUGGAGGGGGAGGGGGAGCGGCGCCCACUGCUAGAUCUCUCCGUGGACACGAGCACCGAUACGAUUCGGGGCGACCAAAGGUCACCACCGAGGUCACCACAAAUGUCACCACAAAGGUCACCGGUGAGGUUAUCACAAGAGUCACCAGCAUUGUCACCACAGAGGUCUCCACCGAAGUUACCGGUGAUGUCACCACCGAGGUCACUGGCGAUGUCACCACCGAGGUCACCGGCGAUGUCACCACCGAGGUCACCGGCGAUGUCACCACCGAGGUCACCGGUGAGGUCAUCGGGACUCUCCGAGAACAAAUCGCAGUCGUCGCAGAAGGAGAGCGUGGAGGAGAGACUGCCGCUGCGAGCCCUCACGUCGUCGCAGCCGCCCGUCCCUCACACCAUCGACAAAGGUCGCGAUGCCACCAGUCACAGUCACAAACACAGAUUACUCCGUGAUUGGAUUCACGAUGCGCCGAAAGCAUUCCAGCCGUACGAGAUAGCCGUCACCGUUCACGAGAUCUCGCACCACGAGAUGACCUCCUACCGCGCCCUACCGCGCGAUGACGUCAUCGACCGUGACGUCACGCGCCACGAGACGACCUACCGCGGCCUCCUUCACGAUGACGUCACCGACCGUGACGUCACGCGUCACGAGACGACUUGCCACCGCAGCCGCCCUCACGAUAGCGUCACGGGCCGUGACGUUGCGGUUCACGAAUUAAGCACGUCGGCCGCCUACGAUGACGUCACGCGCCAGCGCGCGACGCGCUGCAGCCCGGACGGUGAGAGAAGCCCCUACGAUGACGUCGUCCGCAGCCGCGACGGCGCGCGUCACGAGCUCGGCGACGUCAUCAGGAGCGCCUAUGGUGACGUCAUCAAAAGCGCCUACGAUGAUGUCAUCCGGCAGAACAUCGCGCGCUGCGACAACGACGACGACGCGACGCGGCGGCAGUCGACGACCGGCGAGCUGGAGUCGGCGCGGAAGCAGAGCAGGGAAGCCAUGUGGGAGAUGAUGGAGGUGGACGGAGAGAGAGAGAAGCUGCUGAAGGAUGCUCACGGGUACCCGCUAGCGUUGACCGACAUGCGCGACGUGUACCCGCCCAGCUGGACCUACUCGCUUCCCACCUCCCUGCCGGUGCCCCUCGUCGGCUCCCAAGCCUCCCUCAACCCCCUACUCGCUCCUUACCCAUUCUACCCGCCGACGAGUCUCUAUCAGGCACCUCUGCCUCUUAUCUACCCACACGUGUACUCGCUGACGGAGUCUGAGUACAGACGCGCGAUAGAGAGCGUCAACGCGUCUAUGUACCGAUCUGAAGCGGUGUGCCGAGCGGCGACGCUCGACGAUCGCGUGACGGCCGGAGAUGACCGAAGUCUGCCGGAGACGGCCGCGAGGAAUGUGUGGCGGCCAUAUUGA